UCCUUCACACCCUCCAUCCAUCACAUGACUCCUCUGCAACUCGCAACAAAUUAAAAGCAACUCUGUCUCUCUCUCUCUCUCCUGUCUGUGUUCAACCUGCCAUUUUCAGACUAGUACUGCAAUCACCAUUAAACAAAUCGAGGGUGCGAAGGCAUCAUUUCGCUAUCUCUGUUCCUGUUUCUCUACCCUCGCUUCCUGCAGCUUUUACCCUCUUCUUCCUUUCCUUCUCUGUGCUCUACAACCCAGAGAAACAGUCAAAUCCUUUUUUGCUUGCUUGGAUUCUGGCUCUCCCAACAAUGGAAGCUUUCAGCCUGCUCAAAUACUGGAGAAGAGGCGGAGAUCCUGGGGCCGCCGGAGACGCCGGUGCCAACAUCCACGCCGCCGCCGAAACCACCACAAUCGUCACCGCUGUGGGUCAUACGGCGGCGGAAAGCGACGAGGAGGAUGACGACGACGGACCUUUUUUCGAUUUGGAGUUCGCCGUGCCCGAGGAAGACGAGGCAGAAUCCGGUGAUGGACAUGGCGAAUGCGAGACUGACGAAGAAGAAGAAGAGGAAGACGAAGACGAAAGCUCUGUUGACUCUGAAGAUGGUACGGACGACGAGAAGGAGCUCAAUUUCACUGACCCUAAUCUCGCGCUUUCUCCUUCCGAAGACCUCUUCUUCAAAGGCAGGCUUGUACCGAUUGAGCCUUCGUCGCUCGUCUUCAACGGGUCGGAAGCAAAUUCAAAGACCCAGUUCGCGUCGUUGUUGAAAUCCGCCACGAAGUUUCGAGUUUUCAUGUUGCGUUUCAAGAAAUCUAAAGGGGCGGCGACGGAAAAAACUGAGUCGAACGGAUCUGCCGAAGGUAUCGAUACUAAACUGCAGCAGAAGCAGGAAAGGGAAACGCAAACGCAGCAGAAACAGAGCAAGUUUACGGUGAAGUUCAAGGUUGAAGAAGUACCCAUUGUGUCUCUGUUCACCAGAGACAACAGUUCCAGAGUUUCUUCCGGCAAUAAAUCGCAGAAGCAGAGCUCCGCCGAGUCGGCUUCUGAGGAGAACAAGCGAUUCUCAAAAGAGGCGAUGCAGAAGUACCUGAAAAUGGUUAAGCCUCUGUAUGUUCGCGUCUCGAGAAGGUACAGCGAGAAGCUAAGGUUGUCCGGGCAACUAAGCUUGGGGUCAGGACAAAAGAGCAAGACUCCGCCUCCGGCGAAGUCAACGAGUUUGAAAAGUGAGCCAGAAACAGAGACAGUUGAAACACCGAAGGGUGCGGGCAAUGUGAAGGGUCCGAAACAGGGGAACAUCCCGGCGGGUCUGCGCGUGGUGUGUAAGCGUUUGGGGAAGAGCCGGUCGGCGUCGUCGGCGGUGGCGGCAGCGCCGGCUACGGCGGUGUCGUCGAAGAGAAGAGAUGAUUCGCUGUUGCAACAGCAGGAUGGGAUACAGAGCGCCAUUCUACAUUGCAAGAGAUCCCUGAAUGCUUCUGGAGAUUCGGAGAGUGCUCUGUUAUCAAGGUCAUCGAGCGACCCAUCCCACGAGAAAUUAAUAGAGCUGUCGAGAAAUUCUGCAGGGGAGACCAAAGGUAGUGCUGCUUUGGCUUGAAGCUCUCACUAGUCACUGCCGGGUAAAACCAAAGGGGUUCCAUUUUUGGAGAUUAAGCUAGAAAAACAGCUGGAAAAUGGAUUGGGUCAAAAAGCAGCAGGGUGCUUUGAUGGAGGUGGGUCUUAUCCAUCCAUCCAUCCAUGGACAUCAUUCUCAAAUCAAGGAGAGAGAGAGAGAGAGAGAGAGAGGGGACUAGAAAAUGGGUAAUCAGUGAUGACUCAACUUGGGUGGAUGUGUUGUAAAAUUUUAGGAAAAUGGAUUAUUUAUUGGUAGCAGUAGGAGCAGAGUUUAGGGGUAGUAUGAUGUGAUGAUAUAUGAAAAGAGUAGGGAAGGGAGGGGGAGGCGUUGUCUGGUCUGAGUGAGUGAGAGAGUGUUAUCAUGACUGGUCAUUACUCAUGACUAUCGCCUACUGUCUCUGUUUCUGUAAUGUAAAGCUUUUCUCUUUCCUAAGAAGAUUCAUAUCUUCCCCCAUUAA
Molecule: messenger RNA, 2052 nt
Organism: Malania oleifera
Lineage: Eukaryota; Viridiplantae; Streptophyta; Magnoliopsida; Santalales; Ximeniaceae
Product: probable membrane-associated kinase regulator 2
Exons: 2
Coding region: 297-1577 (426 amino acids)
Cellular component (GO): plasma membrane
Source: RefSeq, a predicted model, not a curated record